Messenger RNA from Miscanthus lutarioriparius, 1164 nucleotides. The record is from the annotation of a GenBank genome assembly. Lineage: Eukaryota; Viridiplantae; Streptophyta; Magnoliopsida; Poales; Poaceae.
AUGGAGCUCUGGAGCAAGCUGCGGAACCUGGAUGCCUACCCGAAAGUGAACGAGGACUUCUACAGCCGCACCCUCUCCGGCGGCCUCAUCACCAUCCUCUCCUCCCUCGCCAUCCUCCUGCUCUUCUUCUCCGAGAUCCGGCUUUAUCUAUAUUCUGCUACGGAAAGUAAGCUCACUGUGGAUACCUCAAGAGGGGAAAGACUACAUAUCAAUUUUGAUGUUACGUUCCCAGCCCUUCCUUGUUCUCUAGUUGCUGUUGAUACAAUGGAUGUCAGUGGAGAGCAACAUUAUGAUAUACGACAUGACAUAACAAAGAAAAGAAUUGACCAUCUUGGUAAUGUAAUUGAAUCAAGAAAAGACAGAGUUGGUGCCCCUAAGAUUGAAAGACCGUUACAGAAGCAUGGCGGUAGGCUUGACCACAACGAGGUUUACUGCGGAUCUUGUUAUGGUGCUGAGGAGACGGACGAUCAGUGUUGCAACUCCUGUGAAGAAGUUCGUGAUGCGUACCGGAAGAAAGGGUGGGCUAUCAACAACGUAGAAUUAAUUGAUCAGUGCAAGAGAGAGGGCUAUGUACAAAGGUUAAAAGAUGAAAAAGGGGAAGGUUGUACCAUCCAUGGAUUUGUAAAUGUGAAUAAAGUAGCUGGCAACUUUCACUUUGCCCCUGGGAAAAGCUUGGACCAAUCAUUCAACUUCCUGCAAGAUCUGUUGAACAUCCAACCAGAAACUUACAAUAUAAGUCACAAGAUAAACAAGCUGUCCUUUGGGGAAGAGUUCCCAGGUGUCGUCAAUCCUCUUGAUGGAGUUGAGUGGAUACAGGAUAACUCCAAUGGGUUAACGGGGAUGUACCAGUAUUUUGUGAAGGUUGUUCCAACAAUCUACACAGAUAUCAGGGGGCGCAAGAUUCACUCAAAUCAGUUUUCUGUGACAGAGCACUUUAGAGAGGCAAUUGGCUAUCCUAGGCCUCCACCUGGUGUAUACUUCUUCUACGAAUUUUCACCAAUUAAGGUUGAUUUUACUGAAGAAAAUACAUCGCUUCUUCACUUCCUGACAAACAUAUGUGCUAUUGUUGGAGGUAUUUUCACUGUUGCUGGCAUCAUAGAUUCUUUCGUCUACCAUGGUCAUCGCGCCAUCAAGAAAAAGAUGGAGCUUGGAAAGCUUGGAUAA